This is a messenger RNA of Trichosurus vulpecula (common brushtail), 3637 nucleotides long. RefSeq names its product charged multivesicular body protein 1A (gene CHMP1A). The record is from RefSeq and is a predicted model, not a curated record. Gene Ontology annotation, cellular component: multivesicular body; ESCRT III complex. Lineage: Eukaryota; Metazoa; Chordata; Mammalia; Diprotodontia; Phalangeridae. The transcript has 7 exons. The coding region runs from base 243 to 833 and encodes 196 amino acids. Gene Ontology annotation, biological process: late endosome to vacuole transport; protein transport; endosome transport via multivesicular body sorting pathway.
GACGGGGGAAUGGGGCGGAAGGAAGGGGCGGGGCGAAGGCGGGCGGGACGAAUCCUGCUCAUUCUUCUCGCGAGAAGAGAAGCGCAGCACCAGGAAGGGCAUUCCCGGAAGUGCCGUCUGGGGCGCUGCGGGUCGGCCGGGGUCGCCGACAUUGGACGCUGACACCCCCCCUUCCCGCCCAGCUCCGGUCCUCUACCCCAGCCCAGCGGCCUCUGAGGCGCCGGCGCCGCGGCCCGUUCGCCAUGGACGAUACCCUGUUCCAGUUGAAGUUCACAGCAAAACAGUUGGAGAAGUUGGCCAAGAAGGCUGAGAAAGACUCUAAGGCUGAGCAAGCCAAAGUCAAGAAGGCUCUUCAGCAGAAAAAUGUGGAAUGUGCUCGGGUCUAUGCUGAGAAUGCAAUCCGUAAAAAGAAUGAGGGUUUGAACUGGCUUCGGAUGUCUUCCCGUGUGGAUGCAGUGGCCUCCAAGGUCCAGACUGCCGUGACCAUGAAGGGGGUAACUAAGAACAUGGCUCAGGUGACCAAGGCCCUAGACAAAGCCCUCAAUACCAUGGACCUGCAGAAGGUGUCUGCUGUGAUGGACAAAUUUGAGCAGCAGGUUCAGAAUCUGGAUGUUCACACUUCGGUGAUGGAGGACUCGAUGAGCUCAGCUACCACACUGACCACUCCUCAGGAGCAGGUGGAUAGCCUUAUCGUGCAGAUUGCUGAGGAAAAUGGCUUGGAGGUCAUGGACCAGCUUAGUCAGCUUCCUGAAGGGGCCUCUGCUGUGGGAGAGAGCUCUGUUAGAAGCCAGGAAGACCAACUAUCUCGAAGGUUGGCGGCCUUGCGAAACUGAACUGUACCUCAGCCUGAUGGACUGCUUUCCCUGCACUGAUCACACCCUGGGAAGGAGUGGGAGAGAGGCUGUGUCCUCCAUCCCCCCUACCCUUCCACAGCCUCUGCGGAAGAGAAGCAGCCAACUCCUCCUACUGUUACCCUUUGCCCUGCCAAUCUCUGAUGGCGUUGGAAUCUACCCUUUUCUCUGGGUGUGGAUCUCUGUGGGGAGUAAGCUCCUACCAUCCAUUUGUACCUUGUUUCUAUGCCAAUGGACCUCCCACAGAGCGUUGACAGGGAAGACCCCACUGCAUCACCUGGGCUUUUGUGUUGUCAGCUGUGCUCUUAGUGGAGGUCAGGCAGCGCUGUCUGGAUUCUGACAUCUCCAAAGGAAUCUUUCUUUUCUGUACACUUGAAGGAAUACUGACUUGAUUUGAAUGCAACACUACUUGGUUAUCUUAGGGGCUUUAGGUGAUUAGACUCUUUGGUAUUGCUUCAUUUCUGAUGUAUUGCAUGUCUGGGUCCUAUUCCCUUAUAAAAUUGAACUAACCCCUUGGGGGGAGGGGGGAUGAGCGUGGUAGCUUUGUCCAAGGCUAAAUGCACCCAGCAGACUUCCGUUCUGCAGAUGUCUGGUGAAAUUGGAAAGGGACUCUGCAGAGGGGUGUGUGUGACAGGAGACCCCAUCCUUCUUGGGCAGUGACUGUGUACAUAAAGGGGGUUCCUGGGUCCUUGAGUUGGCCGCCGGGUGGGCCUCAGUGAUUCCUGUCCGCUCUGGUGAUACAGAUUGGCCAUGUUGGGGAGUCUGGCUUUGUGCAGAUCAAGUGGACCUUUGAAAACUUCCCUCCCAGUGAGUGGCCUUUUAGGAAGGAACUAUCUCCCAGUGUUAAAGGUAUAGACUCCCUAGCCCAGACCAGACUUGAACAAGGAGCUGGAGUUCUCAGUUACUUAUUCAGCUGCUUCAUCAAAUGGAUUCCUUCAGUAAACAGCUAGCUCAGCAUUUGAGGGAGAACUGUUGGUUUCUGUGCUCUUGGGAGCUAGUCUGUUCUUGAGGACAGGCAGGAGGAGACAGAUGAAUAGUGGUAAUCCCUAAUAGACAAGGCGUCCCAGAAGUCUUAGUGCCGUUUUAGGCUGUUGAACUUAGAUUAGCCAAUUUUGCCGGGUUCCUGCCCCAAUUGCAGUCCAGUAGCUUUAAGCAGUUAAGCCUUAAAAUGGUGGUAAGACUUUUGGGACACCCUCUAUAUAAGCCUUACUAUUCCUGGGUGACACUUGCCUAGGGAGUUCUGCUGUAGUCCCCGAAGAUACUGCAGUGGGGUUUUUAAUCAUUUUUAAUCCCCUUUCAGUUUCUUAGAAGUGUUUGUGGUUUACAUUUUCAACCCUACCAAAACUUGGGUUAUUAAAUUGAUUCAUAAUUAGAAUCUCUGCCCUAGGAUCAGUAGCUAAUGAUAACACGUUUGCAUGGCCCCAUUCCUUCUCAGCAGACUAAGGGAAGCUCAUGAGCUGAGAGCUCAGCCUGGGCGCCGCAGGAGAACAUUGCCAUUUAUCUAUGGAAGGCUCAUAGUGCCUUUCUGGUAUUUGUACCACUUUGUUUAUUUUUUCCUUCUUCCUUUUAUUGCAAAUAUGAUUCUUGUCCCUCCCCCCCCCUCCACUGGCAGUUCCUCCAAGCCCCAUCUGCUCCCAUCUGUUGUUUCCCUCGUGGAGGGGCUUGAUUUAGGACACAGUGGGCUUGUGAAGGUGAACUUGGACAUUAAUCCCCAACUCUCAGUGAUGCCGACUCUAGGGACUAUCUGCAGCUCUGAACCAUCGGGAGAAAAGCAAAAAAGGUUCAUAAUUGUGCACUUGAUUUUAUUCUCUCCUCCUCCUCUUUCCCAGAUAGCUCUUUGCAGGCCUGCAGAAAAAAGCAUGAGCCCAGAGCAGUUUUCUGUCUGCUGAAACUUACUCAUUUUCUUGAAGCUUCAGGGGUUUUGGUGGUUUUUGGAGGGAGUAGGCAGUUGGAGGUAAAUCCUUUUAGCAUCCCCACCCCAACACACACAUACUCAGUAAGAUUGGUACUUGGAGUAUCACCUUGUGCCUAUACUUGGCCAACUCUCUCACCUCUGGUGCAGUCUUCAUCAAGGAUACCCAUAGAUAGGUCCCAAAUUGUCUGUGCUGCAUAGUAAGGGAACUGUAUAUAUUUUUUUAUGAGUUGUGUAUAGAUAUGUUUGAAAAUCUUUACUUUUGAUCUUUUACCUUUGAUCCUUGUGGCCUUGGGAGCAUCUGGGUUCAGUGGAAUAAAGAGGCCCCUUUAAGGAUUUCCUUCGAAGCUUGGAAUUUGGAUGUUGGGUCAGAUCCUUGAGCGGGAGGCCCAAGAUCCUUCUGUUUUUUGGAUGGGGGUGUGUGCAUUUAGUGGAAACUAGAUAGAUUUCAGGCUUGCUUCCUAAGGUGGUGGUCACCUGAUUUUUCCACCGUUGACUUUGAUCGUGGAUGAAGAGUGUCAAGAACUCGAUGAUUAUCCAGUAUUGAUGCUCACUUUGGGAGACACCUUCCACAGACUCUGCAGCCCUCAAGAAUGUGACAUAAAGCAUCAUAAGAGAGAAUCGUAACUGCUAAAAGGGCAGUGUGAGAAGCAUGGAGUAAUCCACGGUGCGGUUGAACUCUACCCUGUUUUAGGCCCAUACAAUCAGGGACCUUCUGGGUUUGCCAUCACUGAACAAGUUGAUGAGACUGGCACCUGAGGAUAUUGUGUGUUCUCAUGUUCAUCAAAGGAACAGGCUAAUUUGCCUUAAAACAAUCAAUACCAUUAAUUUCCUACAAUGUCAUUUUAAGUAAACAAAUUCUUAUCCCUGAAAA